UGGUAAACAGCUCCAAUUGUCCAAUGGAGCUAAUGCAGCUUCUCUAAUUGUACAUUAAUGCAUCAUCAUUGUACUUCCGACAAUAAAUUGCUCAUCUUCUACAUGCUCACCUGUUCCGCGGAAAUCUACAUCCGCCUGAGAUUCUCCAUUACGGAUCUUAUCAAUAGGCAUUUUGUCUGAAACGUAGAAUUAGAGAGAGAAGGGGUAGCCGUCAAUGGCAGCGAUGACGCGGGCAAGUUCUGGCCUUGCGUACCCGGACAGGUUCUAUGCGGCGGCAGCUUACGUAGGUUUUGAUGGAUCAGCUGGUUCUGGUAGAGCCGUCACCUCCAUGUUCUCAAACGACGCCUCUCUCUUGCUCUACGCACUCUAUCAGCAGGCUACCAUCGGGCCUUGUAAUAUUCCUAAGCCUAGAGCCUGGAGUCCAGUGGAGCAAAGCAAAUGGACAAGCUGGAAUGGGCUUGGGAAUAUGGCUACUGCAGAAGCAAUGCGUCUGUUUGUGAAAAUAUUGGAGGAGGAAGAGCCAGGGUGGUACUCCAGGGCAUCCAAUUUUGCUUCAGAAGCAGUUGAAGCUGUAAAAAUGAACCACAAUCCAAAUAUUGAACAAGUUGAUGAAAAUGGAAAUAUUCUCCCUGAGAUUAAAGCGAUUCCUGUUGAAAAUGGCAACUUGCUAGACACUCAGGACAAAAAUGUCGUGUCAGAAGGCUCAGGUGCAGUUAGUGUGUAUGAUCAAUGGGUUGUACCUCAGGUAUCUGGUUCACGCCCAAAACCAAGAUAUGAGCAUGGAGCAGCUGUCAUUGAUGAUAAGAUGUAUAUAUUUGGUGGUAACCAUAAUGGGCGUUACCUUAGUGAUCUCCAGGCUCUUGAUUUGAAAAGUUGGACAUGGUCAAGAAUUGAUGUUAAAGCACCAAGCGAGGCUCCUUCUCCAUUACGUCCUUGUGCAGGUCACUCCCUGAUUCCUUGGGAGGGAAAUAAGCUGCUUUCAGUUGGUGGGCAUACAAAGGAUCACUCUGAAACUUUGCAAGUUAAGGUGUUUGAUUUGCAAUCACAUGCUUGGUCAACUUUGAAGACAUAUGGAAAGCCACCGGUUUCUCGUGGGGGUCAUUCAGUCACUGUUGCAGGAACAACAUUAGUCAUAUUUGGAGGACAAGAUGCAAACAGAUCUCUUUUGAAUGACCUGCACAUUUUGGAUCUAGAAACCAUGACCUGGGAUGAAAUGGAUACUUUGGGUGUCUCUCCUUCUCCAAGAUCUGAUCACGCUGCUGCAGUACAUGCUGAGCGUUACCUUCUUAUUUUUGGUGGGGGCUCACAUGCCACGUGCUUUAAUGACCUACAUGUGCUUGAUUUGCAAACGAUGGAGUGGUCAAGACCCACUCAACAAGGUGAAAUACCUAGUCCCCGGGCUGGUCAUGCUGGUGUAGCGGUUGGAGAGAAUUGGUUUAUUGUUGGGGGUGGCAACAACAGAAGUGGGGUUUCUGAAACAGUUGUGCUUAACAUGUCUACAUUAGUUUGGUCUGUUGUGACUAAUGUUCAAGGACGUGUUCCUCUGGCUAGCGAGGGGUCAAGUCUGACUUUGAGUUCUUGUAAUGGUGAAGAUGUUAUUGUUUCUUUUGGUGGAUACAAUGGCCGGUAUAGUAAUGAGGUCAAUGUACUCAAACCGAGCCACAAAUCGACCUUGCAAUCAAAGAUGGAGACUCCAGUGCCGGAUAGUGUUUCUGCUGUGCAGAAUGCAACAAAUGCAACCAGAGAUAUAGAGUCUGAAUUUGAAACUGGCCAAGAAGGAAAAAUCAGGGAGAUUGUGAUAGAUAACAUUGAUUCACAGCCAAUGGUGAAAAAGGUUGGGGAGGUUAACGAACACGUUUUAUCAGCCCUCAAGCUAGAGAAGGAAGAACUAGAGUCUUCUCUCAACAAAGAAAAAAUGCAAACUCUUCAGUUGAAGCAAGAGUUGGCAGAUGCAGAGACUCGUCACACGGACCUCUACAAGGAACUCCAAUCUGUGCGUGGUCAACUUGCAUCUGAACAGUCAAGAUGUUUUAAACUCGAGGUUGAUGUUGCGGAGCUACGACAAAAGCUUCACACAAUGGAAACCUUACAAAAGGAACUUGAACUCCUCCAGAGACAAAAAGCGGCUGCUUCAGAGCAAGCUGCCUUAAGUGCUAAGCAAAGGCAAAGAUCUGGCGGUGUUUGGGGCUGGCUUGCUGGAACACCUCAUGAUCAAAAAUCCGAAGAUGAUUGAAUGGAUAACUUGGACAGAUAGUAAUACUGAGUUUUUAUAUGUAGAAAAGUGUUUCUAAUAAUUUAUUAAAAUCUGGAAUUGUUUACAGAAAAAGAAUAAUAAAAUGCAAUUUGAACUUCUAUAGAAAAACAGAAAAGAUAUCGUGAACAAUGAUGAUUGAUGAGUGGAUCUUAGUUCUACAAUUUUUUUGUUAGCAGCGUGGAGACGGAUCCAAACCUCAGGAAAAACUUUGUUGGUAAAAUAUUGGUUUAUUGUAAAUUUUUUAAGUGUACAUGUUUAAAUUUUUCAUAUUUAACAUUUUAACUCAUCCUCUACUAUUUGAGCCUAGUAUAAUUACUCUUGAGCCCAAUUCAAUCCGAAUUUCUGGAUUCGCC
Messenger RNA from Cuscuta epithymum, 2607 nucleotides. The record is from the annotation of a GenBank genome assembly. Lineage: Eukaryota; Viridiplantae; Streptophyta; Magnoliopsida; Solanales; Convolvulaceae.